This is a messenger RNA of Suncus etruscus (white-toothed pygmy shrew), 2275 nucleotides long. RefSeq names its product transmembrane protein 151A (gene TMEM151A). The transcript has 2 exons. NCBI's taxonomy places the organism in Eukaryota, Metazoa, Chordata, Mammalia, Eulipotyphla, Soricidae. Bases 80 to 1486 code for a protein of 468 amino acids. The record is from RefSeq and is a predicted model, not a curated record.
GAGCGGACGCCCUCGGGGCCGCCCCGCACCCUCCGCGCCCCCCUAUCAUGCCCGGGGCCGCCCGCGCAGCCAGGACACCAUGCCCGAGGGCGGCGGCGGCGACGGCGGGGAGGCGCCCGAGCUGGUCCCGGACGGCGAGCCGCCGCGGGAGGAGCAGCGGCCCCUGAAACAGUCCCUGGGCCGCUCCCUGUGCCGCGAGUCCCACUGGAAGUGUCUCCUCCUCACGCUGCUCAUCCACGCCUGCGGCGCCGUCGUGGCCUGGUGCCGCCUGGCCACGGUGCCCCGCCUGGUCCUGGGGCCCGAGGCGGCCCUGGCCCGCGGGGCCGGGGGCCCGCCGCCCACCUACCCGGCCAGCCCCUGCUCCGACGGCUACCUGUACAUCCCGCUGGCCUUCGUGUCCCUGCUCUACCUCCUCUACCUGGCCGAGUGCUGGCACUGCCACGUGCGCGCGUGCCAGGCGCCCCGCACCGACGCGCACACGGUGCUGGCGCUGAUCCGCCGGCUGCAGCAGGCGCCGCCGUGCGUGUGGUGGAAGGCCACGAGCUACCACUACGUGCGCCGCACGCGCCAGAUCACCCGCUACCGCAACGGCGACGCCUACACCACCACGCAGGUGUACCACGAGCGCGCCGACAGCCGCACGGCGCGGGGCGAGUUCGACUACUCGGCCCACGGCGUGCGCGACGUGUCCAAGGAGCUGGUGGGCCUGGCCGAGCACAAGGCCACGCGGCUGCGCUUCACCAAGUGCUUCAGCUUCGGCAGCGCCGAGGCCGAGGCGUCGUACCUCACGCAGCGGGCCCGCUUCUUCGGCGCCAACGAGGGCCUGGACGACUACCUGGAGGCGCGCGAGGGCAUGCACCUGAAGGACGUGGACUUCCGAGAGUCGCUCAUGGUCUUCGCCGACCCCCGCAGCCCGCCCUGGUACGCGCGCGCCUGGGUCUUCUGGCUGGUGUCGGCCGCCACGCUGUCGUGGCCGCUGCGCGUCGUGGCCGCCUACGGCACGGCCCAUGUGCACUACCAGGUGGAGAAGCUCUUCGGGGCCAGCUCCCCGCCGCCCGGGGCCGGGCCCAGCGGGCCGCCCCUGUCCCGCGUGGCCACGGUGGACUUCACCGAGCUCGAGUGGCACAUCUGCUCCAACCGCCAGCUGGUGCCCAGCUACUCGGAGGCCGUGGUCAUGGGCGCCAGCACCGGGGCCUACCUGCGGGGCUGCCAGCGCUGCCGCCGCUCGGUCAGCAGCAAUUCGCUGCCCCCGGCCCGGCCCAGCGCGCCCCGCCUGCCCUUCAGCCGCAGCCGCCUGUCGCUUGGGGCGGGGGGCCGGGCCACCCCGGGGGUCUUCCGCAGCCUGAGCGGGGGUCCCCUGGGUCGGCGCGGGGAGGACACGGAGCCCCUGGAGAGCCCCCCGUGCUACGAGGAUGCCCUCUACUUCCCGGUGCUCAUCGUCCACGGGGACAGCGGCUGCCAGGGUGACGGGCAGGGCGCGCUCUGACAUGUCCCCUCCAUGCCCUCUUCACAGCACCCUGGGCUACAGAACAGGAGGGGAGCCAAGCUGGUCCCCGGGGUAGGGUGGGGCGGGUGGGAUCCUGCACAGAAUUGAUGCGGUGGGGAGUGUCCGCACCGGCCAACUUGCCCUCACCACCCCUGUGUCCCUCGAGGGCUCUCAAGCUGGGCAGGGAGGGAGGACGAUGCCAGAAAGCCUGGGGGGGUGGGGUGGGCAAAGGCCUGGGGAAGCUCAUGUGGGCUCCCCACUGCCUGGUUGAUGCCCAGAAGGAGCCCGUUAGCUCCCAAGAAGCACAAGCUGGUGGUUUGGGGUCCCACCCCACUGAGCUGGGCUCCGCGAUGGAGGAGUUCUGGCGAGGGGAGCCCCCCCCCCCGGCCACUACACCCCCAAAACCCACCCCUCUCGCCUGUCCCCUCUGCUGGCCACCAACCCCAGUCAGGUACCCCUGUACCCUGGCUCUGGGGGCACAACCUUGCCCCACCCUCACCACCGUUCUCCAUGGUGCACCCUCCUCUUGUCCCAUGCUACCUUUGCCUGGAGACCCUUCUCAGGGCCCCCCUUCCACGGCCCUGCCCCCCCCCCAGUCCACAUUCACAGGUCAGCCACGCACAGGCCCUCCAGCCUUUGCCUCUCAUGCUUUCCCUUCUCUGCUUCUCACAGCCAAGGGGGUGCACUCAGUGCGUGACCCUUUCUUGGAACAGCUGGGGCUCCCACACGGGGUUGGGGGUGGGGAGGAGGCAGAAAAGCUGUUGAUGAAAUAAAAGGUGUGAACUGGAA